AUGCGGUUAGCUGGGGAGAAUGUGGAACUGUGGUCUGGCCAACGAUUGGUCAUGAUUUCACGUGCUAAAGAGAAUCGGCCGUUGGCCAGAUUUGGGGCAACCGUUGCAACAGCUCCCGACUGCUCAGCAGUCCUCGUUAUGGGUGGGAUCGAGGGCCACAUCAUUGGAGGUGUGUGCUUGAAUGACGUUUGGCGGUUCGACGUGGAUUCCCGAACGUGGGAAUGCUUGCCUGAACCUUCUUGGCAGCCGCGCCGCGGGUCUUUGCCAGUAGUUGUUGCCGGCGUUGGCGACACAGGUUGUGUGCUGCUCGUUGGCGGCACCGGUAUUGAUGCCAAACCAUUGCGCGAAGUUUGGAAAGCAGACGCCCCUAUGUUCCGCCCGACCAGCUGGAGCCAAACUACAGAUGAAGCUAUGUGGCCUGAUGCUGCUUACGCCUUGUGGGUUCCAGAAUUCCUUGGCGCAGGUUUCCUGCUCGUGUUUGAUUCCGCGGGGUCAUUGUGGCGCAGCAACGAUUGGGGGCGGUCUUGGUUGAAACUGGUACAGAAGCUCCCAUUCGGUUGGCCGCAUGAGCAGGUAUCCUUUGUGCGAUAUAGCAGUGGUGCGCUCGUGGCGGUGACAAUGUCCACCAGAGUGUGGGUUUCGCAGGACUUCGGCUGUUCCUGGACAAGGGGCGAUGGCGACCGUGAUCCUUACCAUGUAGGGCGGGACCCAACUGCCGGCAAGGGCCGGGUUUCCUGGACAGGGCCUCCAGGUCUGCGCUGCCAAAUCAUCGACGUCCUUGACACUGAUGCCUCGGAUGUCCUCGUGGUUGCUAGGAAUCGAGAGACUUGUCAACUCACACUGUGGCUCCUCGCCAUUAAGGCGGAUGCUGCGCAAACGCUUCAAUCCUCCUGGCACUGCCUUGUGCCACAGAUCCACAUCUAUCCAGGUUUCUCCUCCGUGAACCAGCUCGUAAGUGCCGGGCGUGCUGCCCUGGGUGUGCAUGAUGGUGUGGAAAUGCGGGCAGUGUUUGUGGAGUUCAAUCCGAUCAAUGAGUUCACCGUGUGGCGUGCCAGUCCUGUUGGCGUUGAUCGCCACAGGGCCAUGCUGGAUCGUCUGGGCAGCUCGCAGACCAAAGUGGACCAUUGCACAUGGCAGAAACACAUCAUCGGAGCGUUGUUGCCAUCCAUGGGCAAAGACUGGGUGCCACGGGACUUGGCCGUGUCGGCGGCAACGGAUAGCGUGCCGUACCAGGAAGACAAUGAGUGGACAUACUGGCAUUGA
Molecule: messenger RNA, 1263 nt
Organism: Symbiodinium natans
Lineage: Eukaryota; Dinophyceae; Suessiales; Symbiodiniaceae
Source: the annotation of a GenBank genome assembly